Messenger RNA from Rhipicephalus microplus (southern cattle tick), 1707 nucleotides. Its product is annotated as mitotic checkpoint serine/threonine-protein kinase BUB1-like. The record is from RefSeq and is a predicted model, not a curated record. Lineage: Eukaryota; Metazoa; Arthropoda; Arachnida; Ixodida; Ixodidae.
AUGAAGUCACUUCAGCACAGGGUGCCCUUCGCCGAACUGCCCAUGGAUGAGGAUGAAGCUUCAGAGGAUGAGGAAGAUGACAUUGGAGUUGGACCCAUUGAUGAUGAUAACUUCACCUAUGCACCAUCCAAAAGUUUCGUCCUCAAGGUGACCUCGACACCCUGCGCAACUGACCGCACAGUGCCCAAGGUGGGUGAGGACUUCACGGUGGGUGGUUUGACUGCCCUUGUCCAGGAUGUUGCCAUCAGCGAUCCGUCAGCCUUUUCUGCUGCACAGAUACCCCCCGUAGAGCCGCUUGCCGAGCCACCUCAACAAGUUGAGCAGCAGCAGCCCAGCCAUCCUGGUGUGCCACUUCCUCCUGGUACAGACACUGCUGCACCUCUUGCCACUCGCCGAUUCUCCGUUGCAGCUGCUGUGGACUUGAGCACUAUCUACGAGUGCAGCAAAGAAGGCAAAUCAAGCAGCAACAGUGGAGGCAGCACCUGUUCAAGCAGCUCCUCGUCUCACCAUUUGGCGGCUGGGUCCACACUGAGUACUACAGCCCGACCCCCCACAGGUGGCACCCUGCCUGCUGUCCAGGAGGAACCCGACAACGAUGGUGGUGUCUCCUUGGUGGCAGCAGCCAUGCCAGAGCAGUCCCAGGAACAGGGCGAAGAGACGGAGCAAGCAGUAAGUGCUGUGGCCUGUGAAGACCCAUUCUCAGAGGAGAUGCGAAGCAUUAUCUUGGCAUCGUGGCAGCCGCAGAAGAGCGACCAACGAAAGCUGUUGGAGUCCCCUGCAAAGCGUCCAGUUCUCAAGGGGGAUGCGCAGAUCACUCUGGGGGACCACGAAGUGAAGGUGCUUCGCCACGUGGCAUCAGGUGCUUAUGCACGAGUGUAUCUGGCCCAGAUGGUGAAAUCUGAAGAGACCUACUUGGAUGAUGAUGAAAGCUUUGAAGCACCUUCUCAGGUGAAGGUUGUGCUGAAAGUAGACGACAACAAUGGAAAUGCCUGCUGGGAGUCCUACAUAUGCUGCGAACUGCACCGGCGCCUCAGCGAAACCUCUGGAGCAUUUACAAAGGUGUGCCCCCAUGGCACUCUAUUGGAUCUGGUGACCCAGUUCGAAAAGCAUUGUCGCAGCUCCGUACCCGAGUGCUUGGUGCUCUACUUUGCCCUCGAGUUCAUCACCAUCCUGCAACAAGUGCACUUGUGUGGCAUCAUCCACGCAGACAUAAAGCCUGACAACGUCCUCAUCAUAGACCUUCCGAGCAAGGCAGGCUUCCUGGACAGCUUUUCCGAGCAGGGCCCCAGCUGCCUGCAGUUGAUUGACUUUGGGCGUGCGAUCGACAUGAGCCAGUUGCCGCCUGGCACGGCAUUCUCCUAUGUGGUCACCACAGAAGGGUUCGUCUGCACCGAGAUGCGCGACAAUCGCCAGUGGACAUUUCAGACUGACUGGUUCGGCCUGUUGGGUUGCCUGCACGUGCUCCUCUUUGGGCACUACAUGGAAAUCGAGAAGAGGUCCGACGGCACCUGGGGUAUCCGAAACAAGUUCAAGAGGUACUGGCAGCAGGAUCUGUGGAACAGACUCUUUUCGACCCUCCUGAACAUUCCCAGCUGCUCGGAGCUGCCCGACCUGAUGCCUUUUGUGCUGGAGAUCCAGAGCCUGCUGCGCAACAAGUCACGUGCUCACAGUGUCGUCGUGGAAGCCCUGCGUGCCAAGAACUUUUAA